AUUGUCGCUUGCUUGCCAUCAUACACAUGGGGUGUACUGUACUAUCAUGGCGAGAUGCCGAGAUACUGCUGCCUGAACAAGCAUUGCAUCUUGGCCUGUACUGUACGGACCUGCAAGAAUGGGUGAUCACAGAACAUGCCAAGCCUCCCCGAGGCUACUACUUGGCACAUGAGCGUGUGGAUGAGUUCGAAAGCGCUGUGGAAUACAUUUUUUUUUUUAAACAGAUACAGAUACUGGCUUGUAUUUAUACAUAUAUACAUACAAGCAACCACAAGUUGUUUUUGAGGCAAACUCCCUGAUUGGUGAUGUUAUCUUGCAACAGUCCAGGCUACUGCUGCAAAGCCUGUGCCAAGUGGGAAAAGGGGGGCUUCAAGAAGAAAACGUUCCACGGCCCCCAAUGCCAGCGCGAACUUGCCCCGGAGAACGCCCCGAGAAAAAACAGCAGCCUUGGAGCCACCGAGGCUUGGAGAAAGAUGUGGAUUACGACAGAGUUCACUGGGAAGGUGGUGUUGCAGGUCAGGGACGAGGAAGAGUUCUUGGCGAUUGACUCCCCAGACUGCAUGGCCAGGUAUGGGAGCAUUCCGGAGAUCUUGGACGAUGGGCGUACCAUCGGCUUGGCGCUGGGCGACACGGUGGCGUUUGGCAUUUGCCCGCAGAAGGAAACCUUGGUGGCGGUGAAUGUCUGGCGAGUGAAACGACCGCGGACACAGGGAAAGCCAAAGGCAGCGAAGGAUGAGGAGGUUCGUGGCCCUUUGCGAAUGCUUGGGUGGGCGAAGGCCAACAAGGGGCACUACCGGAUCCUGUGCAAGGACCUCUUCGAGCUCUAUGGCCGAGAUGCUGAAAUUGCGCCAGAAGAGGUGCCCAGCGACUUGAGAUCGGGCGAUUGGAUCUCUUUCCUGGUUGAGGAGCCGCAGACGUCUUCGGAUGCGUUGUCGGCCACCGACAUCCAGGUGCUUUCGAAGCCGCCAGCUCCCGUGCCUAUGGGCGAUGGCGAGGACUUGGAUGCGAAGCAAUUGAAGCUCUCCAGAGAGCCGGCCCUGGAGUCUUUGGGUGCGGACUCUUCUGCGCCCUCCCGGGAGGACACACAGGACCUGCGGACGCCCGAAGAGUGGGCCGGAGCGCAGGAGCGUCUCUUCGGACAUUUGCCCGCCCUGCCUCCGAAAUGGAUCCGAAUUGUGGGGAAGUCUACAGGGAAGGAGGUGGCCGUUGAAGCCAGUGCGGCUGAACAGAAGGCAGAGGAGGAUGGUAACGACCCAGAUGCCUAUGCGGCGGCUGUGCGAGAAUCUGCGGACGCGGUACAAGGCAUCCAGAUCACCGACCGAGACAAGAAGGACAAAGAAUCCCUCGAGAAGUUAAAAGAGUACCAAGAGAUGGUGAAGAAUGACCCCGAAGCUGCUCUGGACAAGUUCGGUGGAAACUUUGUGGAAGAAUGGGUUGAAGAGCGUUCUGUGAAGGACCAGGUCUUUGCCAGGUUCCAGCGCUUCCACCUGCUGAACAAAAAUCAUGUGCUCCGCUACCAGCUCGGUGGUGAAGCUCGCUGGUUCUGCCAGUUCCGCCAGCUGACCGAAGCGCCGACUCCGUGCUCCAACUGCGGUGGGAAACGGAUCUUUGAAUGCCAGGUCCAGCCUAUGCUUAUUGCCCAGAUGCAAGGACCUUUGCGUGAUCGCUUGGACUUCGGGACCAUUUGCGUCUAUACCUGCGAGGAGAGCUGCGAUGCAGAUGCUGAGGCGGCGUGCGCCUACAUUGAGGAGUUCGCCUAUGUGCAACCCGAGCCAGUGGCCGAGUGGAUUCCCAAAUGA
Molecule: messenger RNA, 1799 nt
Organism: Durusdinium trenchii
Lineage: Eukaryota; Dinophyceae; Suessiales; Symbiodiniaceae
Source: the annotation of a GenBank genome assembly